GACCUCAAAGUUUUCAAAGCUUUCAUGACAAUACUGCACGAUAUCUUCUUUUAAUUGGGAUACCUAGUAAUCUUCAGAAAUUGUAUUAUACAUAUAUUUUCAGCAUCCGCGAAGGUACUAAAUACGUAGAAAAGAUGGCACCCCUCCGCCAUCGACAGAGUCUCUCAAAGGAGAAGUUCUCCGGAUACUUUGGCUCUUUAAAAACCCAAACUUAUAACGAUCCUGGUACAAGAGGCUCUGGCUCUCAUAGUUUAAGGACAAUUUCAUGGAAUCCUCUGGGCUCGCUGAUCGCAACUGGAGCUGCAGAUAAAACACUGAGGGUAUGGAACCCCGAGAGACCUUCAGUGAAUUACUCUACUCAACUUGUCGGCCACACUGCUGGGAUCGAAAAGGUGGCAUUCAAUCCUGUAAAAGAUGCUGAACUUGCCAGUGUAAGCAGUGAUGGUGUUGUCAAGUUUUGGGACGUCAGAACCAAAGCUGUGAUUAACGAAGUCAAAGGAUUGGGCGACGCAUUCACAUUAGUCUGGCAUCCGAACGGGGAGAGUCUGAUUGUUGGUAACAAGUCUGACAAUAUCUACAUACUUUCCCCAACACAAUCAACUCCUCUUGCUUCACAUCAGCAGCCAGUACAAACAAACCAAAUCGCUUUCUGCUGGAGUGGUGACAAAAUAUUCCUUACAACAGGAGAAGGUCGUAUAAAGAUUCUAUCCUAUCCUGACUUCAAACCCAUCUUUAACAUGAGCUUCGAGGCUUCACAACCCUUCACUUUGAACGGGCAUACAUCCUCGUGUCUUUCCGUGGAGAUGCAGCCAACAGCUAGGUUCUUGGCAAGUGGAGGCUCGGAUUCCAUCAUUGCACUUUGGGAUACAACUGAUUGGAUAUGUCAACGUACUUUGAUUGAUAUGGUUGGCCCCAUCAGAAGCAUAAGUUUCAGCUUUGAUGGAAGCUAUAUUGUUGGAGGUAGUGAUGAAGGCUCAGGAUUGGAAAUUGCUCAUACCGAGACUGGAGAGCAUGUGUACACCGUCAAAGGCAGCCCUUGUCCUGUUGUGGCCUGGCAUCCCAACAAAUAUACUCUAGCAUAUGUGGAAAACGGAGGCUUGAAAAUCGUUGGAGUGGACUUAGAAAGGAAGUAGAUGGCCUGUAUCUAUGUGGUCCUAACAAUCGGCUCGUAAGCUUUCUACAAGGGCUUUACAAGCGGCGUGGAUGCUCCGGAAAGCACCAACUACAGGAAAUUCGGUUGAAAAGCCACCGCAAAGUUGUCCUCGCAACAGAAGCGACGGAUGAUCAUCACGAUACGGAUGAACAUGUAUGCGAAAUAUCUUGCUCGACUAUUACCUAUCCACUAGCUUGUAUAUCGAAGAAUUAGGGAGAUACAUAUGACAAUUUCAGGCGAUGAUGUUCAAAUACAGUUUACUAGCAAAGAGCAAAGACCCAAGAUCCAUACCUCCGUGCGAUUGAGCUCCAGCCUGUUGGAUCACUUGCACGUCAUUUCAGUCACCUAAACAUGAACUUUCCCAAAGCGUUUGAAGAAUGCAUAGCAUGACUUGGUGACGCGGGGCAACAUCCAGCCGUAUUACUGCUAGGAUCUCCUUUGUCCCUCGAGCUCAACUGGAUCCGGUUGUUCCACAAGGCUGAUGUGUACCUAAGCAGCAGCGUGUCUGCCAUGCAUAUGCACCUCUUGCUAAAGAUGUUGAUGGUGUUGUGAAUAGGAGGUUCACGAACAUGGUUCUAUCUAAGCUUACGAAUGAAAACGGCUUUAAUGUUGAUGCCUUGAGUAACGUGUUAGGAUUAACUGUUAUGAAACGUUGCCAAUUGAUUUUGAGUUGUUGCAAAGCA
Molecule: messenger RNA, 1836 nt
Organism: Botrytis cinerea B05.10
Lineage: Eukaryota; Fungi; Ascomycota; Leotiomycetes; Helotiales; Sclerotiniaceae
Exons: 3
Coding region: 135-1133 (332 amino acids)
Biological process (GO): mRNA export from nucleus
Cellular component (GO): THO complex part of transcription export complex
Molecular function (GO): protein binding
Source: RefSeq, a predicted model, not a curated record